AUGGCGGCCUUUCCUUCGCCUGCUUGUCACCCGGUGCUAGUGUUACCAGGGCGAUCUGCCCUGCCCAGCCAAGUGCCCUCAGCCCGGACGGAGCCUCGUCCUGAAAGUUGGUUGCCGGAGAACAUCAGUAACACCACCAAAGCAGUGGCGGUGGAUUUGGUGAACACCUUCGAGUCGCGGUACGCAGAGGGCUACAAGAGUCUGGUGACAGACGCGCUGCUUGUCUACAAUUCGACUGCUUCCAAUUCCACCACCACUACCCCCUCCUCCUCGGAUGAAGCAGAGCUUGAUCCAUCUCCACCCCAUUCCGCUCAGUACUGUUUGCCAUUCAUGAAUGCGAGAGACCGGUACAUCAGGAUUCUGCACAGUCUUUUCGUCCAACAAAUCAACUGGGGCCGAAUUGUGGCAAUGAUGAGUUUCCUUCGCGCUCUCUGUGAAGUCCUCGAAGCUUCAACUCAAUCGCAGUCUUCGUCCGACGAGGAUGAGAACGAGGUGCAUUCGCCACCACCCUUGGACAAGACAGAUUUCACACCGGUGGUGAAGCAAUGUGUAGACGGCUCUGCAAAGAACGGCAACGACAACGACGAUGACAGCAACAAAAAAUUGACGACGGAAAUGAAGGAUCGGAGGAUAGCCUCGUUGCACUACAUCGUGUGGACAACGGAGUUCAUCCACAAGGAGUCAAAGUUGGGUGACUGGAUUGAGGAGCAUGGUAGUUGGGUGGGUUGA
Messenger RNA from Echinococcus granulosus, 729 nucleotides. RefSeq lists its product as hypothetical. Bases 1 to 729 code for a protein of 242 amino acids. Lineage: Eukaryota; Metazoa; Platyhelminthes; Cestoda; Cyclophyllidea; Taeniidae. Gene Ontology annotation, cellular component: mitochondrial outer membrane. Gene Ontology annotation, molecular function: protein homodimerization activity; protein heterodimerization activity. Gene Ontology annotation, biological process: extrinsic apoptotic signaling pathway in absence of ligand; intrinsic apoptotic signaling pathway in response to DNA damage; regulation of apoptotic process. The transcript is spliced from 4 exons. The record is from RefSeq and is a predicted model, not a curated record.